This is a messenger RNA of Serendipita indica DSM 11827, 567 nucleotides long. The record is from the annotation of a GenBank genome assembly. Lineage: Eukaryota; Fungi; Basidiomycota; Agaricomycetes; Sebacinales; Serendipitaceae.
AUGUCACGCAGCCCAAGUUUCUACAAGACGCUGCUCGUCCUCGCAGCAUUCCUCGUCUUUACUCUGUCCUUUGCACCAUCAGCGGUUGCACAUCAUGACAAUGAAGCAGAGCAUCAGACAGCCGUUAGUGUUGCUGGUGAACAAGCAGCACAGACGCCCGUAGAACUCCCACCAACGACCGCUGCAACUCCUUCGCCUACCAAAAAGGUCUAUCCUCCCUCUGAGCUCGUCGUCGAAACGCUGUUCAAACCUGACAACGCCGGAAGAGCCGCGGAAGAUUAUGACAGGGUCUAUGUCCACUAUGUCGGAACUCUCUGGGACGGAACCCAAUUCGAUUCGUCCGUCGAGCGCGCACAACCAUUCGGCUUUUCUCUCAGCCGCCACCAGGUCAUCAAGGGUUGGGAUUUGGGUGUCAAGGGCAUGGUCGUCGGAGAAAAGCGCAAGCUCAUCAUCCCUCCCCAUCUCGGAUACGGUGAUCGCGGGUUCCCACCCGUCAUCCCUGCGGGCGCCACGUUGGUCUUUACGGUCGAAAUGAUGGAGAUUCAGCCCGCGCAUCCUGAUCUCUGA